UUCUUCGUUUAAACGAACUAUAAAGGUCUACUGGGCCAACGCCUAGAGUGGCGCCAGAGUUUUGAACGGUGUAGUUUACGUUAGCUGACUGACCCUCUGCGCUUCUCCAGUUGGAUUGUAGAACGCGAUGACCGUCCCUUCUGCGGAGGAGCUGGACUCCUUCAAGUACAGUGACCUGCAGAACUUAGCCAAGCGUCUGGGCCUCCGGGCUAACCUGAGGGCAGACAAGUUGUUAAAAGCCUUAAAAGCCCAUCUUAAACAUGAAGAAAGAAAAGAAAAGAAGAAUCAGGAUGAAAGUCAAACUUCUGGAUCCUCCAAGGAUGAAACUGUGAUACAGAUUAACAGUCAUGAACAAGCCAACAGGGAGCCAAUUGGCAAUAUCACCAAAACGAGGAGGUGCAAGACAGUUCAUGGGCACCCUGACUCUCAGCAGGAUCAUUCUGAGGUAAAAAUGAGUGAUGAUACUGAAUUCCAGAAUCAAGAAAAGCAGAAAAACCAGGAUCUUGGAACUACUGCAAAAGUUCCUUCUCUGCCAGACCAGAGCCAAGGAGAUGAUAAUGUUGUUUCCUCAGGAAAAAGUGAGAUGAAUGACAAUGAAGAUUCAAAGGGACCUUCAGAAAGAAAGUCACUCUACACAGAUGGGUUUUCCAAACUUGGAAACAAUAAAAGAACUACAGUCACUACUCCAAAUUUUAAGAAGCUUCAUGAGGCUCGUUUUAAGGAAAUGGAGUCCAUUGAUGAAUAUAUUAAGAGAAAAAAGAAACAUUUUGAAGACCACAACUCCUUUCAUGAACUGAAGAAGCAGCCUGGCAAUAAGGGAGGAGUAGUAACUCCAGUUCCUCCGAAAGGAAGACUCUCUGUGACUUGUACACCAAUCAGCCAGCAGCGCUCAAAAGGCCAAUCACAUGGCCCUGCAAGUCGGAGCACUAGGUAUCUGAAGGGGUCAGUCAAGCACUCUCCUCUCUCAGCAGCUAAAAUGAGUGUCAGGUUUUCAGCUGCUACUAAAGAUAAUGAGCAUAAGCAUUCAAUGAUCAAGACUCCAGCUAGAAAGUCUCCACAUGUGACCACAUCUGGGAAAACCUCAGAAGGCCAUGCUGUGCUGGGGACACCCAAUUUAAAGACCAACAGAGGGAAUUCUGCUGCAGUUAUUACCCCAUUCAAGUUAACAACUAUGGCAAUGCAGACUCCAGUCUCCAAUAAGAAACCAGUAUUUGAUCUCAAAGCAAGUUUGUCUCGUCCCCUCAACUAUGAGCCACACAAAGGAAAGCUGAAACCAUGGGGGAAAUCUAAAGAAAAUAAUUCUCUGAAUGAACAUGUGGACAGAGUUACGUUCCAUAAGAAAACCUAUAAACAACCUCAUCUCCAGACCAAGGAAGAGCAGCGGAAGAAACAAGAGCAAGAACGAAAGGAGAAGAAAGCAAAGGUUUUGGAAGCUCGAAGGGGCUUCAUUAUACUUAAAGAUGAGUAAUUUGUUAAUGUCCUAUAAAUAUUCCUUUAUUCUGAAAUUGUUUUCUGAAAUUUUGUAAAUAUUUUUAUACUGUCUUUCCCACUUUCGUCAGAGAUCUUUCUCUGUUAACUUUUAUUCAUAAUCUAUAUAGCAUCUAUGUGUUUUUUAUGUUCUGGCAUUCUUUGGAAUAGUGUUUAUCUUAAGUCCCUGUACAGCCCAGUUUUCUCAUGAGACAUCUUAGAGCUUAACCUAGAUCUUUAAUGUCAAGCUUCUUUACUAUUUCUAACAUUAACAGCCUUGCUGUCCUCUAUGCAAUAGCAUUUACCUGAUGAAGCUAGUCAUACCACAAGCUUAAGUAGAAUUUGAACAAUAAAAAGUUAACAAUAAGAAAGCUGGGACCAAAAGGCCACCUCUUAUCUUCUAACCUACAAAAUCUAGCAAUCUUGAAACUGGACUAAUGGUUGCCCAUAUGAAAAUGUUUAUAAUAAAGACUUCAUGUCAUUGCUACCUGUCAUUCACUAUAUCCUUAAAAAUAAAAUUCUAUAUCUCAUUCUAGCCUUUCAU
Marmota flaviventris (yellow-bellied marmot) is the source of this 2011-nucleotide messenger RNA. It is a transcript of the gene Nusap1, whose product is annotated as nucleolar and spindle associated protein 1. Gene Ontology annotation, molecular function: microtubule binding. The record is from RefSeq and is a predicted model, not a curated record. Gene Ontology annotation, cellular component: nucleolus; mitotic spindle; microtubule. Lineage: Eukaryota; Metazoa; Chordata; Mammalia; Rodentia; Sciuridae. Gene Ontology annotation, biological process: mitotic chromosome condensation; mitotic cytokinesis; establishment of mitotic spindle localization.